Molecule: messenger RNA, 522 nt
Organism: Aegilops tauschii subsp. strangulata
Lineage: Eukaryota; Viridiplantae; Streptophyta; Magnoliopsida; Poales; Poaceae
Source: RefSeq, a predicted model, not a curated record
AUGGAGGCGAGUGGCCGAGCUGGAGGGGGCAGUCGUCGACGAGGAGCGCCACGAGACGCGGGCGCCUCCCUGGCCGGACCGCCCCGCGACGCCCCACGCCGGAGCGCGGCGGCGGCGAGCGGCCCGGGGUCCCAAGGAGGGCUUUUGUUGGGGCAGGGUCCGGGGGACAGCACCGACAGGCCGGCGCGACCGCGAGAGGUCCGGGUGGAUGCCGCGCCGAGGCGACAUCGCACUCUCCCAGCGGGUCACGGGAGGCCGGGCCGGGGGGUCUUGGCGCACCACCGGGUGGCCAGCGGCCACAUCGUCCUGCUCGGCCAGGUCCGCCCAACGGAGCACCGGGGCACGGGCGGAAGGCGAGGCGGGGAGGCGGGGGCCAAGGUCGGUGCGGGCGAGACCGGGGUGGCGGCGGAACUGGGCUCCGACGACGGGGGGAUCGGCGGCGAGGGCGCAGGAGGCGAGUCGCCCGGCGAGUCGCGGGAGCUCAUCCUCUCCCUCACGUCUGCCCUUUUGCUAACUAAAUAA